Molecule: messenger RNA, 1320 nt
Organism: Chenopodium quinoa (quinoa)
Lineage: Eukaryota; Viridiplantae; Streptophyta; Magnoliopsida; Caryophyllales; Amaranthaceae
Exons: 2
Coding region: 1-1320 (439 amino acids)
Source: RefSeq, a predicted model, not a curated record
AUGUUUCCAUUCUCUCUUAUGGGAGUAGCCGAGCAUUGGUUGAAUAAUGACGUGCCUCCCGGUUCUCUCACAACAUGGAAUGAGGUUACUACGACAUUUUUGGCAAGGUUCUAUAAUCAUAAGAAGACUGCCGAGGCUCGUUCUAAAAUUCAAAGCUUUCGCCAAAGGGGAGGUGAGUCUCUAUGUGAGGCUUGGGAAAGGUACAAGGAACUCCAAAGACAAUGCCCUCAUCAUGGCAUUCCCAACUACCAAAUUUUUCAAACUUUCUAUGGAGGCCUUUCACCCCAAAGCAAGACAAGUUUAGAUGCCGGGGCCGGUGGCCCUAUUAUGAACAAGAGAGAGAACGAAGUUGAAAGCAUAAUAGAAGAUGUGGUCCGGAAUUAUGAGGAUUGGUAUGAAGGUGAGAGGGAAGCCACUUCAAGCAAAGGAACGGUGCAAUCCAUCGAGCAAACCAAUGCCAUCACAAAUCUUUCCAACCAAAUGGCAAAGAUGGCAAAACAAAUGGAGGAGCUCAUGAAAUCAAGCACUCAAAAUACUUCCUCUCCUUCUACCAAGAGAGGCCAUGGUAUGAAUCCUUCUACUUCUUCUCCCUCUAAUUACAAUGCUAUGCCUCCCGGUUGUAUGUUUUGUGAUAUAUGUGGAAACUAUGACCAUAAUUCCGAACAAUGCAUGUACAUUAAUGAAUAUCAAAGCCCUUCCAAAGAAAAUGAUGAUGAUAAUGUUGAAGAUGUUAAUGCUAUGAAUUUUGUCCCUCGUGAGGGAAAUGUUGGAAUGCGGCCAAAUUGGGAUCAAAACCAAAACCGCGGUUGGAAUCAAAAUCAAGGUUGGAAUCAAAAUCAAUGGAAUCAAAGUGGUGGUAGUUAUGAUAACCAAGGCCAAGCUUUCAUCAAGAAUCAAGAGAGCUACAACAAGAGUCAAGAGGAGGAAAAGAAACAAAUUAAGGCACACAUGAAAUUGCUUGAGACCCAAAUCUCCCAAAUUACCCAACCAAGUUCUUCAUCCUCCCCUUCUUCCUCUUCUUCUUUACCUAGACAAGGUGUCAACCCCAAAUCUAUGUAUGCCAUUACCACUAGAAGUGGGAAGAUCCUUGAGAGUGAUUUAAAUGUUGAGAAGAGUUCCGAUAAAGGGAUAGGACUUGAGGUUGAGGAUGAUUCAUCAAGAGAGGGUGAGGUUCUAGAAGGAAGUGCCGAAAAGCAUGAGAGGGGCGAGAGAGAAAAAGAGAAGGAACCCGAAAAGGAGAGCACCAAAGAGCAAAAACCUUUACCCCUUAAUCUCCAACCUAGGAAUGAGAGGUUGCCUUUUCCCGAAAAAAUUUUCUAG